AAGAUCCAUGGUCGGGGCAGGCGGGAGCAGCAGGAGGCAGGGUGGAUGCAUGGACAAGGGGAUGAAAUGAACCCCCUUGUACACGGCUACAGCCAGCAGAACACCGAGGCCGGGGCAGUGCAGGACUGGGCUGUCCGUGGCUGCUCUCCCAGCUGCUGGGGGGAGGAUGAGGCCGUGGUAUCGCAGGGAAACUUGAGCUGUUGCGGAGCUUUGCCGUGUGCUUUGUUCCCUGCCUGGCUUUCUGAGCUCCAGCUCGCACCACUCCCAUGUGUUUUACCUCUUUGUCUCUUCACCUUGAGCUCUCGGCUGCCCUAUGGAUGCUCCCUGUGCCGGAGAAAUUCCACCCGCUCUUUUCGCUGCCACAGGGCUACAAAGGCAGCGAGGGUUAGAGCCAGAGCCCUGGUACAGGAUGCUCCGUUUGCCUCAGCCACGCCUGGAUUUCCCCCAGAUUUAAAGCUCCGUCGGCUUUCAGGGAAGUGCAGCGUGAGCCAGCCCCGGCACCCGUUCACCAUCCCGGGCGAGCAGAAUCAGAGCCUCACCUCACCCUGCUUGUCUGCGGGGGUCUCGGCAGACAGGAGACCCCUUCCUUGUGGGACAGGAGCUCCUCAUGCCUGGCCCUGGCAAAGUCCGGAGCAGGGAUGGCCACCAUGGGCACUCGAAUAGGGUCAGAUCCACAUGCCCAAGCCUGCUGUAGGAGCAGGGGCAUUGCCUCUACUGCUGCUCGCCCUUGGAAUGGUCCUGCAGAGCCCUGGGUGCUCCUUAAGUGCAUUAUUCCUUCCCAUAGAGGACGGACACCUCAUCACUACCAGCUCUGUGAGCCAGCAGCCAAGUCAUGCUCCCCACACCUUGUCCCACACCUGGACCUCCUCACCAGCAUGCUCAGACCCUUCCCACCUGGGCACAGGGACACUGCAGCCCUUUCCUCCUGCCGGACUGACCCUGAGGCUGUGGGAGCUCUCCCCAUCACCUGCCCUGCAGGAAGAGGGCCUGGGACAGAGGUGAUGGGACAGCAAAAGCCGCCUUUCCCUGGGGAUCGGAGAUCAGGGACCACGGCUUCCAGGGCUGACUCCCCGGGCUGGAGACGGUAGCAAUGCCAAGCUGUGCGCUGCCACUGUGAGAGAGGGGAGGGAGCUCUGCGGAGCCGGAGCCGCUGCCCAGCCCUGCCCCUGCAGGGAGCCCCAGGGCUGCCGGCCCGGGGAGCGGGUCGGUGACAGCCCUGCCCCGGCUGGGACACUCUCCUUGGCAGUGCUGCACCCUGCCAGGAGCUGGGAACCCCAUCUCAGCACUGCAGACACCUCAGAACACGUUGCCCAGGGCAGGAGGCAGGGAAAGCUCCAAAGGGAAGACCAAGAGCUGCGGUCAACUCAAAAACAGGAGAGCAGGGCAGCUCUGGAGCAGGGCUGUGGCUGUCUCCAAGCCCAGUGGCCCAUGUCCCACACUCCCUGAGUGUCCCCAACACCGGUGACAGGGUCUGGGUGCUGUGUCAGGCCCCUGCCAUUCCGUGCCCUUCAGCUGUCAGGGGCAGGCUGUGCUGUGUCCUCUGGCCAUCCUGUGUCCCUGGUCACCCUGCAUCCCCAGCCACCUGUGUCCCCUGUUCUGUGCUGCCCCAGAUGACCCCGCUGGCACGUCUUGCUGCCAAGGCAGAAAUGGCACCUCUGGUACAGCCUCUCUGAGACCUGAGCUGAUGGCUGUUGUCCCUGUCCUCACGGGGAGGCACUGCGUGGGCCAGCACAGCCACGGGCCACAGUGCAGGGUGAAAAUGGUGUCAUCCGGUUCUGUCCUUACCAUGGGACUGACCCAGACAUUCUCCACCUGGCACGUCCACCUUCUCAUCCACAGGUUCUAAAACCCCUCCCAGGGCUGGUCGGGGAGCCCAACAUCCAUCUCAAAGGGGCACAAGGCUGGAGAUGAGUGGUCUGAAGCUGCAUGAGGGUGGUGCAGGACCUGGGGGUACCCCACAGAAAGGCUUUGCCCACUGCAGGGGCAGCCCCUGUUUGCAGAGGCAUCGCUCGAUACGCAGUAUGUUCUUCAGAAGAUCCCUACUCCAGGAGUCAAAAUAGCAUGAAAUUUAAUUUUACGCCUAUUUGACAAAGCUUGAUUUCGCCUCCAAUCAGCAGGGAGAUAAGAGCCCUCGGCACAAGUGUGCGGGCAGUUUGGCAGCUGGGGCUGCCGAUUUAAUAGGUGAAUUUACAGGGACAACACUUGAAAAUCCCCUGGCUAGUGAACCAUUAAGGUGAGCCCUGCCUUCCGUCCCCGCGUCCCUCCCCGAGCCGCUCUCCCGUUGCUGGGUGCUAAAGCAAACCCCAGCUCUGUUUACCGAGUCUACUAUUACAAUACGGCUACCAAAUAUUUGCCAGCCGUCAGCUCGCUGCUCCGCUAUAAAUACUUCAGGCCCAGGUGGAGGGACGGGCAGGGGGAGCGGCGCGGGAGCCUAUGCAUGGCCAGGCAGCAGCGCCAAGGGUGAGUCCUGGGGGAGCCUCUGAGCACAGACAUGGCUGCGGGUGUCAUCCAGCCCCUGGCCGAGCUGCGGCUGCCCUCGCCCUUCCCUCAUGGCCUCCUGCUGCCCACGCACCCUGAGCCCGACUUCCCCGACUUCUCCGAGGAGGAGGAGGAGGAAGAAGAGGAGGAAGAGGAGGAGGAGGACGUGGAAGCAGUGGAGGAGAGCGUGAGGCCGGAGCUGGCCAGUGUCUCCAGCACUGCCGAGACCACCCUACGUCUCCUCAAGUUUUCGGAGCUCAUCAGCUGUGAUAUCCAGCGCUACUUCGGGCGGCGGGGCCGGGAGGAGGCCAGCAGCCACCCCGUGCCCGAGGACUGCGGCUCACCCCAGAGCGCUGAGGCUGUGGCCGAGGCCGUGGCCCCGCGGGACAGCCCGGGGGCCACGCACAGGCUGGGGCCGCUGGCCGAGCUCUUUGAGUACGGCGUGCACCGGUGCCUGCCCGCCCGGGUGGCCGGCAGCAGGACGCAGCGGCUGGAGAGGAAGUACGGCCACAUCACCCCCAUGCACCGCAGGAAGCUGCCGCCCUCCUUCUGGAAGGAGCCAGGCCCAGGCCCCGCCAGCCUCCUCCACACUGGCACCCCUGACUUCAGCGACCUCCUGGCCAACUGGACAGUGGAGCCAGGGCCAGAGCUGCCAGGGGCUGGGCGGGAGCUGCCGGGUCGCCCGGGGCUGGAGGCAGAGCCCUUUGCUGGGCUGUGACCCCACUGUGGCCUCGGUCCCGCCACGUGCCACCCAGUUAAUGAUAAACCUGGUGGCCCCAGUGCCAGCACCGGGGCACUCGGAGCUGCCGGGUCAAAGCUGGUGACGGGACGAGUGAAUAAAUGACUCCCGCCAGGCA
Parus major (Great Tit) is the source of this 3335-nucleotide messenger RNA. RefSeq names its product proline and glutamate rich with coiled coil 1 (gene PERCC1). Lineage: Eukaryota; Metazoa; Chordata; Aves; Passeriformes; Paridae. Bases 2492 to 3196 code for a protein of 234 amino acids. The record is from RefSeq and is a predicted model, not a curated record. The transcript has 2 exons.